This is a messenger RNA of Akanthomyces muscarius, 1578 nucleotides long. RefSeq lists its product as uncharacterized. The transcript has 6 exons. The record is from RefSeq and is a predicted model, not a curated record. Lineage: Eukaryota; Fungi; Ascomycota; Sordariomycetes; Hypocreales; Cordycipitaceae. Bases 1 to 1578 code for a protein of 525 amino acids.
AUGGCCGACACUACUGCUACCAUCCCCGAGGUCGCUGCGCCAGCCGCCACCGAGCAAACGGCCGCCACCGAACCUGUUGCCGCGCCAGGUGGUGGCGAGGCCGCUGACGAGGCCAAGCCUGCCGCGGAUGCCUCCAAGGAGGACAUCGAGAAGCCGGAAGACACGACCAAGACAGAAGAUGCCGCCGCUACUGAGGGCGACGUCGAGAUGAAGGAGGCUGCUGAGACUGCGCCCGCCGUGGUUGCGACCGAGACACCGAAUUCGAAGAAGAAUAAUCGCCGCAAGUCUGUCGGCGGAGGGCUGAGCAGAAAGGGUUCCAAGGCCCGCCUCACGCACACUGAUGCCAAGCCUGGCGACCACUUCCUUAUGAAGCUUAAGGGCUUUCCACCGUGGCCUGUUAUCAUUUGCGACGAGAGCAUGCUGCCUCCGGCUCUCACUAGCUCUCGCCCAGUCUCCGCAGCCAAAAGCGACGGCACUUAUGCUGAAGCGUAUGCCGACGGCGGCAAGCGAGUCCAUGACAGGACAUUCCCUGUCAUGUAUCUUUUUACCAAUGAAUUUGGCUGGGCUGGCAACACGACCCUGACUGAACUUUCGGCGGAAAAGGCCAGCAACUCCGUCAACUCCAAGAUGCGCAAGGAUUUGCGCGCUGCUUUCGAGCUCGCUGUAGAGCAGCACCCGAUCGAGCACUACAAGGACGUUCUUGCGAAAUUUGAGGAGGAACUGGAGGCUCAGCAAAAGGCAUUUGAGGAGGCCGAGGCCGCCAGAAAGGAAGCUGCCGCGACGCCAAAGAAGAGCAAGAAGAGCAAGAAGGCCGAAGAGGACGACGUCGACCUGGACGAUGUUGAUUCUGCCAAGCCCAAGUCGAAGAAGCGCAAGGCCGAGGACGAGGCCAGCACCCCCCAGCGCUCUGAUUCCGUUAAGAAGCCCAAGAUCAAGCUUAACACGUCUUCGACACCCAAGGCCAACGGAACCCCGAGCAAGAAGGCGGAAUCUGUCACGAAGCCCAAGUCUGACAAGAAGGCUAAGGAUCCCAAGAAGGCCAAGGAUCCUAAGAAGGCCAAUGAGCCUGAGAUGACUCCUGAGGAGAAGCGCGAACGCAAGCAGAAAGAGGUCUUCUUCCUCCGCCACAAGCUUCAGAAGGGCCUCUUGUCCAAGGACACGCCCCCCGUUGAAACAGAGAUGAAGGGGAUGUCGGAUUUCUUGACCGCCCUGGAGACAUUCACGGAUCUUGAAGCGUCUAUCAUUCGCGAGACUAAGAUCAACAAGGUUCUGAAGGCCAUCCUCAAGAUGGGGAGCAUUCCCCGUGAAGAGGAGUUCAGCUUCAAGAAGAGGUCGCAGGGCCUCUUGGACAAGUGGAACAAGCUUCUCGCCAAUGCUGCUGCUGCUGCCCCUGCCGGUAACACUAAUGGUGUUAACGGCUCCGAGGAGAAGAAGGAGACGAACGGCUCUAGCGAGGGCGCAACGGAGGCCAAGGCUUCGUCGGAAAAGGCCGAUGAAGAUCAGGACAAGACGGAGCCCUCUGAGCCUGCCAAGGACGAAGAAAAAGCCCCGGAGGCAGUUGCAGCAGCUGCUGAGUAA